Messenger RNA from Kogia breviceps (pygmy sperm whale), 1845 nucleotides. It is a transcript of the gene KDELR2, whose product is annotated as KDEL endoplasmic reticulum protein retention receptor 2. Gene Ontology annotation, cellular component: cis-Golgi network; endoplasmic reticulum; membrane. Lineage: Eukaryota; Metazoa; Chordata; Mammalia; Artiodactyla; Physeteridae. The record is from RefSeq and is a predicted model, not a curated record. Gene Ontology annotation, molecular function: ER lumen protein retrieval receptor activity. Gene Ontology annotation, biological process: protein retention in ER lumen; endoplasmic reticulum to Golgi vesicle-mediated transport.
GUUCGGCCACGUCCCUGUCCACGUCGCGCCCGCUCUCGCCAUCUUCGCAGCUUCCUGUCUGUGGCCGCCGCCGCCGCCGCCGCCGCUGCUGCUGCUGCCUGAGCCGCUGAGCCUGGGGCCGCCGCGCAGACCGCCGCCGCCAUGAACAUCUUCCGGUUGACCGGGGACCUAUCCCACCUGGCGGCCAUCGUCAUCCUGCUGCUGAAGAUCUGGAAGACGCGCUCCUGCGCCGGUAUUUCUGGGAAAAGCCAGCUUCUCUUUGCACUGGUCUUCACAACUCGUUACCUGGAUCUUUUUACUUCAUUUAUUUCAUUAUAUAAUACGUCUAUGAAGCUUAUCUACAUUGCCUGCUCCUAUGCCACGGUGUACCUGAUCUACAUGAAAUUUAAGGCAACCUACGAUGGAAAUCAUGAUACUUUCCGAGUGGAGUUUCUGGUGGUCCCUGUGGGAGGCCUCUCGUUUCUAGUCAAUCAUGACUUCUCGCCUCUUGAGAUUUUGUGGACCUUCUCCAUUUACCUUGAGUCGGUGGCUAUCCUGCCACAGCUCUUCAUGAUCAGCAAGACCGGGGAGGCUGAGACCAUCACCACACACUACCUGUUCUUCCUGGGCCUCUAUCGUGCUUUGUAUCUUGUCAACUGGAUCUGGCGCUUCUACUUUGAGGGCUUUUUUGACCUCAUCGCUGUGGUGGCCGGCGUUGUCCAGACCAUCCUAUACUGCGACUUCUUCUACUUGUACAUUACAAAAGUACUCAAGGGAAAGAAGCUCAGUCUGCCAGCGUAAGUGCCAAAGACCAGGGCCGGCAUCUGUCCUUCAGGGCGCUCGGACAGAGUUCUUCUUACCACAGCACAGGCACAAGAUGCUUCAUAUGGAACAUCAGAAACUUAACUCUUUUGUUGCAGAUAGUCAUCUAUGGCUCUGUAAGAACCCAGAGGGAAAGAACCAGAAGGUUUCUGUUCAAUGCAUCUUGCCUUAUCUUUUUUUAUUACUAUGUACAAAGAUUUUUUUACACAAAGAAACUUAAUGCUGUAUUAAUAAAGUCAGUGUGUAGCUUCAUUUGGGGUAGUUGCAAAAGUGGAGACUUUGUGAGGAAUAAGUGCAAACUUUUUAAAAAAUUCUUUGAAAUUGUUGAUUCUUUGUGUCUGCAAUGAAAUCAUACUCCUUGACAGUUGGUAGAUUAUAUAUUCCUCCAUCUAUCAAACUUGCAUUCCACUAUAUUUAUUUUUUUACCAAAAGAUGAGUUAUCUUUGUUUGAAAUCUGAGACACUAUGUCCAGUUUGGUACAUCUGUUCCAAUCACUUCCCACCUGAUGUGGAAAUCCUUCCUGGGACGUCACAACACUACAUUUAAGGCUGGUAAGGGUGACUUGCAAGUCUGAAGGUUUUCAUUACCAAAAUUUUAAGAUUCUGAAUGUCGAUGGAGUCUCGCUUAAGAGUCACCAAAGGUGCCUGCCCUCCUCCCCUGCUAAGAGGUGUCAGUUUGAGACUGUCCCAAGGCUGUUAAAGAACUCGGUGGGCAGGGGCUGUGGGCUGCCUGCUGUCUGAGCGUGAGGUGCAAGAAGCAUUCGCGAUUAUUUGGGAUCCAGGGCUCCUCUGAGAAGCGGAGCACAAGUACUUACCUGUCACUUUCAUUUAUAGUUGCAAAUGAUUACUACAUCCGUGUCUAGGCUCAGAUUCAACCGACUUUUCACAUCACUUUUGGAUAGCAAAUGAUUUCCUUUUUUUUUUAACUGGCAGCACCCAUUGCCAUUCCUUUUACUUUUUUUUGUUUUUUAUUUUGUUUUUACUGAGCUCUUGCAUGAUUUAUCUUGUGUUACCAUCCUAAAUAAACAUUUUACUAAACAUAGAA